AAAGUAAUGUUCUGCUGUGGACGUAUGUUAGACUCCUAGAAGAAUCUGUUAGUUUGUGUUGAGUGACUUUAGUGAAUCUGGACUAACUUUAAAACACUAAAGUCUCACAAGAGUCUUUGGAGUCUAAAACACGUCCACAGCAGAACAUUACUCUGGAGCUGGUUCUCCCGUCUGAUGCUGCUGAAGAGUGGAUCAGCACAUUACGUGCAUAUGUUCACCUUUCUCUCAGAUAUGAGCCCAUUAAAGGAUGAAAAAGAGCUUAGGUUCAUCCACCACCUGUCUGCUCUAACCACCUCCUGCAGAGCUCUGUGUUGUUGUGUUGUCUGUCGCCUCAGCGGUGAUGUAACCAGCCACCAGCAGAUGUGUUGCCCCGCUGGAUUGUCAGAAGGUCACAUUUCACUUUGGUUCAGAUGUGAAAUGUGACUGAGUGACUUGUGGGUCAGGACUGUUUGACGUACUGUGGAGAGACAUGUGGAGAAUGUGAAGAGUCACUUUAAACAUCACAUCCUGUGUGCUGCAGUGUUAGUUCACUCAUUAAGUUUUCAUUUCCUUUGAAACUUCAUUCCAAUGUUCUUCAAGCUCUUCUCACCGGCCUGUUCUGUGAGGUCAUGAUCUGAUGGUUCUGUGUGGUUGCAGGUGGUGACCGGAUCGGGCCGUCAGGAGGCCCAGAAGACCGACGCCGAGUACCGGAAGCUGUUCGACUUGUCCCUGCAGGGCAUCCAGCUGCUGUCCCAGUGGAGCGCUCACGUCAUGGAAGUGUACUCCUGGAAACUGGUUCAUCCGACAGAUAAAUACUCCAACAAAGAGUGUCCCGACAACGCCGAGGAGUACGAGAGAGCCACCAGAUACAACUACACGUGCGAGGAGAAGUUUGCUCUGGUGGAGGUGAUGGCGAUGAUAAAGGGGCUGCAGGUGCUGAUGGGACGCAUGGAGAGCGUGUUCAAUCACGCCAUCCGUCACACCAUCUUCUCGGCUCUGCAGGACUUCGCUCAGGUGACUCUGCGCGACCCGCUGCGACAGGCCAUCAAGAAGAAGAAGAACGUCAUCCAGAGCGUCCUCCAGGCCAUCAGGAAGACGGUGUGUGACUGGGAAACCGGCCGAGAGCCCCACAACGACCCGGCGCUCCGCGGAGAAAAAGAUCCCAAGGGCGGCUUUGAUAUCAAGGUUCCUCGCCGAGCAGUGGGCCCCUCCAGCACCCAGCUCUACAUGGUGAGGACCAUGCUGGAGUCUCUCAUCGCAGACAAAAGUGGCUCCAAGAAGACUCUGCGCAGCGGCCUGGACGGCCCCACCAUCCUGGACAUCGAGAGGUUCCACCGCGAGUCCUUCUUCUACACACACCUGCUGAACUUCAGCGAGACCCUGCAGCAGUGUUGUGAUCUCUCUCAGCUCUGGUUCAGGGAGUUCUUCCUGGAGCUCACGAUGGGCCGCAGGAUCCAGUUCCCCAUCGAGAUGUCCAUGCCCUGGAUCCUCACCGACCACAUCCUGGAGACCAAGGAGGCGUCCAUGAUGGAGUGAGUACCUCCUGACUAGUCGUUGUGAUUUAUUUGAUAGGUGUUAUUCAAUAGUUUCAUAUAAGUGUGUUCCAACACAACCACAGACUGUGACGUCACUCAUUGCUUUGUGGACUACCGUUAUGAGUUUGGCAAUUUUGGCCGUCGCCAUCUUGUUUUUCUGCAACCAGUAAACAGGAAGUGAGCAUAUCUGGACUGAGGAGGAG
Messenger RNA from Anarrhichthys ocellatus (wolf-eel), 1717 nucleotides. Its product is annotated as cytoplasmic FMR1-interacting protein 1 homolog. Lineage: Eukaryota; Metazoa; Chordata; Actinopteri; Perciformes; Anarhichadidae. Gene Ontology annotation, biological process: regulation of actin filament polymerization. The record is from RefSeq and is a predicted model, not a curated record. The transcript is spliced from 6 exons. Gene Ontology annotation, molecular function: small GTPase binding. Bases 751 to 1515 code for a protein of 254 amino acids.